UGUUUGUUGAAAGGUUGAGGUGUGGAGGAAAAUGCUUCCUUAAGACUUUCAGACUUUGUCCUGGAAUUGUGUCGAUUUUUGGUGAAAUGGUAGUAUAAUUUAGUUUGACUGUUUUAUAAUGUUUUUCUGUUGUUUAUUUAUUAUGUCUUUGACUGUAAGUGAGAUUAUAAGACAUAAUAAGACAUAAUAAGACAUAAUAAGACAUUAUAAGACAUAAUAAGACAUUGUAAGACAUUAUAAGACAUAAUUAGACAUUAUAAGACAUUAUAAAUGGUAAAUGUAUGCUCUCUUCUGCCCCUGCAGGUCGCACUGAGAAGCGCCUCACCAUGCCCGACUCACCGGCGGAUGUGAAAACGCAGUCCAGGUUAACGCCCCCGACCAUGCCCCCCCCUCCCACCUCACAGGGAGCGCCCAGGACCAGCUCAUAUACCCCCACCACUCUCACCAAUGGAAGCAGUCAUUCCCCGACCACUAUGAACGGCGCUCCCUCCCCACCCAACGGCUUCAGCAACGGGCCUUCCUCCUCCUCCUCCUCCUCUCUGGCCAAUCAGCAGCUGCCACCAGCGUGCGGCGCCCGGCAGCUCAGCAAGCUCAAGCGCUUCCUCACCACGCUGCAGCAGUUCGGCAACGACAUCUCACCGGAGAUCGGCGAGAGGGUGCGCACACUGGUGCUGGGCCUGGUGAACUCCACUCUGACCAUAGAGGAAUUCCACUCCAAACUGCAAGAGGCGACCAACUUCCCGCUCCGACCUUUUGUCAUCCCGUUUCUGAAGGCCAACCUUCCCCUCCUGCAGCGCGAGCUCCUCCACUGCGCCCGGCUAGCCAAGCAGAACCCAGCCCAGUACUUGGCCCAGCACGAGCAGCUCCUGCUGGACACCAGCACCACCUCGCCCGUGGACUCCUCGGAGCUGCUGCUGGACGUCAACGAGAACGGCAAGAGGCGGACGCCUGACAGAACCAAAGAGAAUGGCUUCGAUCGGGAGGGCCUGCACCCAGAGCACCCUAGCAAGAGGCCCUGCACCAUCAGCCCCGGCCAGCGCUUCAGCCCCUCCAACGGCCUGCCUUACCAGCCCAACGGCAUGCCCCACCCCACCCCCCCACCCCCACAGCAGUACCGCCUGGAUGACAUGGCCCUGGCCCACCACUACAGGGAGUCCUACAGGCACCCCAACCACCGGGAGAUCAGGGAACGCCCCACUAGGCCCAUGGGCAUGCAUGGAGCUCGACAGGAGGAGGUCAUUGAUCACCGGCUCACAGACAGAGAAUGGGCGGAGGAAUGGAAACACCUUGACCAUCUGCUGAACUGUAUCAUGGACAUGGUGGAGAAGACGCGGCGCUCGCUCACGGUGCUGCGGCGCUGUCAGGAGGCCGACCGCGAGGAGCUCAACUACUGGAUCCGCCGCUACAGCGACGCCGAGGACCUCAAGAAGGGGAGCAGCAGCAGCCAGUCACGGCAGCAGAGCCCAGGCUGUCAAGAUGGAUCUACACCAGAGAUUCACCGCGACCUGCUUCACAGGCCAGUGUCAGGCUACGUGCCAGAGGAAAUCUGGAAGAAAGCCGAAGAGGCUGUGAACGAGGUGAAGAGGCAGGCCAUGUCCGAGCUCCAGAAGGCGGUGGGCGAGGCCGAGAGGAAGGCCCACGACAUGAUCAGCAGCGAGCGGGCCAAGAUGGAGCGCACCGUCGCCGAGGCCAAGCGCCAGGCAGCCGAAGACGCACUGUCCGUCAUCAACCAGCAGGAGGACUCCAGUGAGAGCUGCUGGAACUGCGGGCGCAAGGCCAGCGAGACGUGCAGCGGCUGCAACACGGCACGCUACUGCGGCUCCUUCUGCCAGCACAAGGACUGGGAGAAGCACCACCACGUGUGCGGACAGACGCUCCAGGCCCAGCAGCAGGGGGAGACCCCCGCCACCCUCAGCUCCUCGGCCACCCCCAGCAGUGGAGCCGUCAGCCCCGCCGACACCACCUCAGCCGCCACCCCCCGCUCCGCCACCCCCGGGACCCCCUCCACGAUAGAGGCUACUCCCCGUUAG
Clupea harengus (Atlantic herring) is the source of this 2030-nucleotide messenger RNA. It is a transcript of the gene runx1t1, whose product is annotated as RUNX1 partner transcriptional co-repressor 1. Gene Ontology annotation, biological process: negative regulation of DNA-templated transcription; DNA-templated transcription. The record is from RefSeq and is a predicted model, not a curated record. Gene Ontology annotation, molecular function: transcription corepressor activity. Gene Ontology annotation, cellular component: nucleus. Lineage: Eukaryota; Metazoa; Chordata; Actinopteri; Clupeiformes; Clupeidae.